AUGUACGGCGUGAUGGAAGGACAAUUCCGCAAGUACAUGUCAGAUGCUUUCGACGCUCCGGGAAUCUCAGGUAACAACCUGCUUAGAACUUUGGAACGCCGCCUUGACAACAUCAUCUUCCUCCUGGGAUUUGCCGAUUCGCGCAAACAAGCCCGCCAGAUGGUUCAGCACGGACAUUUCGCCGUCAAUGGGCGCAAAACCGACAUACCUUCUUUCCUGGUUACGCCCGGACAAACCAUCGCCUGGACCCAAUCGUCCAAGAGACGCGACUUCUUCGCCGACCGUACCGAAGGUUUGCCAAAACGGACCCUCCCUUCCUGGCUCACGCUGGACCUGACGGAAAUGGUCGGCCAGAUCACCUCGUUACCCGCCGAUAACGAGCUGCCCGAUACCAUUAACUCUCGCCUCAUCGUAGAGUACUACUCGAGGUAA
Messenger RNA from Geodia barretti, 432 nucleotides. The record is from the annotation of a GenBank genome assembly. NCBI's taxonomy places the organism in Eukaryota, Metazoa, Porifera, Demospongiae, Tetractinellida, Geodiidae.